Molecule: messenger RNA, 3025 nt
Organism: Notolabrus celidotus (New Zealand spotty)
Lineage: Eukaryota; Metazoa; Chordata; Actinopteri; Labriformes; Labridae
Gene: pwp2h
Product: PWP2 small subunit processome component
Exons: 21
Coding region: 170-2905 (911 amino acids)
Biological process (GO): maturation of SSU-rRNA from tricistronic rRNA transcript (SSU-rRNA, 5.8S rRNA, LSU-rRNA); ribosomal small subunit assembly
Cellular component (GO): small-subunit processome; Pwp2p-containing subcomplex of 90S preribosome
Molecular function (GO): protein binding
Source: RefSeq, a predicted model, not a curated record
UUGCCCUAACUAAAGCCGGAAGUGUCAACUGUCAACAAAAUGCAAACACGUGUGUAGUAGCAGCGUAAAAGAAGCAUGUGUAAUAAUAGUCCUAUUAUCACACUUCUACAGAUGAAUUAAGGAUUUUAAAAUAAUAUAUAAGAGUGGAGUUUAAGGAGGGAUUGCUGAAAUGAAGUUCGCUUACAGGUUUUCCAACCUGCUCGGAGCUGUGUAUCGUCAGGGGAAUUUAAACUUCUCCAAGGAUGGUAACUCUGUAAUCAGUCCAGUGGGAAACAGAGUCUCUGUCUUCGACCUGAAAAACAACACAUCAGAGACUUUACCAAUCUCAACAACUAAAAACAUCACAUGUGUGGGUCUCUCUCCUGAUGGGAACCUUGCUAUCAUAGUGGAUGAAGAUGGGGCAGCGUUGUUAGUCAGCCUCGUCACUCGAGCCGUCCUUCAUCAUUUCCACUUUCACAAGCCUGUCAGCAGCAUCCGCUUCUCACCUGACGGCAGGAAGUUUGUAGCAACGAAGGAUAAUGUAGCUCUGAUGUAUCACGCUCCUGGAAAGCAGCGUGAGUUUAACGCCUUCGUGUUGGACAAGAGCUACUACGGUCCCUACGAUGAAACCACCUGCAUCGACUGGACGGAUGACUCCAAGUGUUUUGUGGUGGGCAGCAAAGACAUGUCCACGUGGGUGUUUGGUGCUGAGCGCUGGGCCAACCUCAUCUACUACUCACUGGGCGGGCACAAAGACGUCAUCGUGGGGUGUUUCUUUGAGAAGGACAGCCUGGACCUGUACACAGUGAGCCAGGACGGGACGCUGUGUGUCUGGGAAAGCGACACCGAGCUGGACGGCCUCGUCUUGACGAAGAAGAGCAUUCCCAAGGAGGAAGAGGAGGAGGAUGAUGAAGAGGAGAGGAUAGAGGGGCAGGAGGGAGAGGUGAUCAGAGGGAAGGCAGAAGCUCCGAAAGAGAGGAAGACGAAAAAUGUGCGAUUCAAGCAGAGGAGCAAGCACUUCUUCAACAAGGAGGGAGACUUUAACAACUUAACAACUGCAGCCUAUCACAAGCAGACACACAUCUUAGUCACUGGGUUUGCCUCUGGAGUCUUCCACCUGCACGAACUCCCAGAGUUUAACCUCAUUCACUCCCUCAGUAUUUCAGACCAGAGGAUCUCCUCAGUGUCCAUCAACAGCUCUGGAGACUGGAUCGGCUUUGGAUGCUCAGGGAUGGGUCAGCUGCUGGUGUGGGAGUGGCAGAGUGAGUCGUAUGCCUUCAAGCAGCAGGGACACUUCAACAACAUGGCCUCGCUGGCGUACUCGCCGGACGGACAGUACGUCGUCACUGGAGGCGAUGAUGGCAAGGUCAAAGUGUGGAACACAAACAGCGGCCUCUGCUUCGUCACCUUCACCGAGCACACCAGCAGCAUCACCAACGUCACCUUCACCUCAAGCGGCUUCGUCAUCGUCAGCGCUUCUCUGGAUGGGACGGUCAGAGCGUUCGACCUGCACAGGUACAGAAACUUCCGGACGUUCACGUCACCCCGGCCGGCGCAGUUCUCCUCCCUGGCUGUGGAUCUCAGUGGAGAGCUGGUGAGCGCAGGAGCUCAGGACUCCUUUGAGAUCUUUCUGUGGUCCAUGCAGACCGGACGACUUCUGGAGGUCCUCGGGGGUCACGAGGGUCCAGUCAGCUGUCUGUGUUUCAGUCCAGUUCAGUCCAUCCUGGCCAGCGCCUCGUGGGAUCGAACUGUCCGGCUGUGGGACAUGUUGGACAGCUGGCAGGUCAAAGAAACACUUCCCCUCACCUCUGAUGCUCUGUCAGUGUCGUACCGGCCUGAUGGUCAGGAGUUAGCUGUGGCCACUCUGAACGGGGAAAUCUCUUUCUGGAACCCUCAGGAAGCCACACAAACCCGCUCCAUAUCCGGACGCCACGACCUGGAGCUGGGCCGCAAGGAGACGGAUAAAGUGACAGCCAAACAGACCGCGAAGGGGAAGUCGUUCACAUCACUGUGCUACUCUGCAGACGGGGAGUCUAUUUUAGCAGGAGGGCAGUCUAAGUUUGUGUGCAUCUACAACAUCAAGGAGCAGAUGCUGAUGAAGAAGUUUGAGAUCUCCUGUAACCUCUCCUUUGAUGCCAUGGAGGAGUUCUUGGACAGGCGGAAGAUGACUGAGUUUGGCAGCCUGGCUCUGGUGGACGAGGGAGCUGGAGAUGGAGAUGGAGUCAACAUCAGCCUGCCUGGAGUCAGAAAAGGUGACAUGAGCUCUCGACAUUUUAAGCCAGAAAUCAGAGUGACCUCGCUGCGGUUCUCCCCCACUGGACGGAGCUGGGCAGCCACCACCACAGAGGGUCUGCUGAUCUACUCCCUGGACAGCUCACUAGUCUUCGACCCGUACGACCUCGACCUGGACGUGACACCAGCGAGCAUACAUAAACAGCUGCGGCUUCAGGAGUGGACGUCAGCCAUCGUGCUGGCGUUCAGACUCAAUGAGAAAGCCCUGAAGCAGGAAGUGCUGGAAACUGUGCCGCAUGAUCAGAUCCGAGUCGUGUGCAGCUCUCUCCCUGACAUCUAUGUGGAGAAGCUGCUCGGUUUUGUGGCGGCGUCUUUGGAGAAGUCGGGUCACCUGCAGUUCUACAUGACGUGGGCUCAGAGUCUGCUGAUGCUGCACGGACAGAAACUCAAAAACAGGUCUGGAGCGAUUCUUCCCACCCUGCAGGCGCUGCAGAAGAGCAUCCAGAGACACUUUGAUGAUCUAUCCAAACUGUGUGACUUCAACAAGUACAAUAUUCGCUAUGCUGUGGCUCUGUCGAAGCAGAGGGGCAUAAAGAGAGCAGCUGAGGAGGACAAAGGAGAGGAGGAAGAUGAGGAAGAGUUGUCUGAGGAGAUGAGCGAGGCCUCCUUGGACGGUGCAGACAUGAUUCUGUAGGCCUGUAAUAAUCCGCCUCAUUCCAGCAACAGAUGAUGUUGGACUUUGAAAUGAAAUAUAUUUCUGUGUACGCAAGAAAAUCUGAUGAACUGUUUUUUAUUAAAAACAUAUAAAUGUGAA